Paramormyrops kingsleyae is the source of this 4084-nucleotide messenger RNA. RefSeq names its product kin of IRRE-like protein 1. Gene Ontology annotation, cellular component: cell-cell junction; plasma membrane. Gene Ontology annotation, biological process: cell-cell adhesion. Gene Ontology annotation, molecular function: cell adhesion molecule binding. The record is from RefSeq and is a predicted model, not a curated record. NCBI's taxonomy places the organism in Eukaryota, Metazoa, Chordata, Actinopteri, Osteoglossiformes, Mormyridae.
AAAGCCUUAUAGGAAGUGUCCUGAAAACAUUGGCAUUCACCGACUUCUUACAUUCUGCACCACCCUACAUAAAAGCGACACUCGAAUAAAACCGCGACUUUCUUGGAAAAGGGGAGGGGGCGAAAAUAGGAGAAAGGAGGCGGAAAGAUGACCGAAAGGAGGGGUUCCCGUGGUGCCGAUACUACAGACCGUGGAGAGACAUAGACCGAAAGAACGUUUAUUGCCAGGAGGGGAUAAUGUCAAAACCAAGCGCUGCCGCUACGUAGGUGACCAAAUCAGGAAUAAAAAGGGAGGAGGAUUGUUCCUAAGCGAAAGCAGAGUAAAUGCGUGCCCGAUAAGGGUAAAAGAGCCCAUGCGAAUUAAAAGGAUCGCAACUAUUUAUUAGAGAUAAAAUCUUAAAGGAAAGGUUAGAUGCUGUCCACUCAGAGAAGCCAGCCAAAGGACUUUGCUGAGGUGAAGAUUUUUGAUGAGCUCGGAUAAACCAUGCGGAGUCUCUUUCUUCUAAGUUUUGCGUUCAGUUUUCACAAAGUAUGGAUGGCCCGCUUUUCCCAGGAACCUGCUGACCAGUCGGUGGUUCUGGGCCAAAGGGCAGUUCUGUCCUGCGUGGUGUUCAACUACACGGGCAUUGUGCAGUGGACCAAGGACGGCCUCGCCCUGGGUAUCGGACAUGACCUGCGAGCCUGGCCCAGGUACCGCGUGCUGCGUGGGAUGGAGGUGGGCCAGCACGACCUGGAGAUCUCGGCAGCAGAGCUGUCGGAUGACUCUCUGUACGAGUGCCAGGCCACAGAGGAAGCGCUCCGUUCCCGGCGAGCAAAGCUCACUGUACUGAUCCCCCCAGGAGACCCAGUGAUACAUGGGGGUCCACAGGUGCUGCUGAGGGCCGGCGUGGCCUACAACCUGAGCUGUGUUUCCCGUGGGGCCAAACCACCUGCUCUUAUACACUGGGAGAAGGACGGCAUGUUGCUGGAGGGGGACUUCAAUAUCACGGAGGUGCUGAUGGACAGAAAGAGGACGACCACCCGCAGUUUCCUGCCCAUCCUGCCAGUGGACUCGGACACAGGCCACAACUUUACCUGUGUGACCAGGAACCCAGCUGCACCUGCGGGCAAACGCACGACUGUGUCCCUCAAUGUGCACUACAAACCCACGGUGACACUCUCUGUAGACCCUCGCUCUGUGCUACAAGGAGAGAGAGUGGCAUUUACCUGCCAGGCGAGCGCCAACCCCCCCGUUAUGAGCUACAGGUGGGCAAAGGGUGGCAUUCUCCUGGAGGGCGCCAGGGAGAGCAUUUUUGUGACCACGGCGGACCACUCCCUCUUCACCGAGCCCGUAUCCUGCCAGGUCUUCAAUGCUGUGGGGAGCACCAACGUCAGCGUCCUGGUGGAUGUUCACUUUGGCCCUCUUCUGCUGGUGGAGCCCAGCCCGGUGACGGCGGACGUCGACUCUGACGUCACAUUAAACUGCAAGUGGUCCAGCAACCCCCCUCUUAUCCUUACCUGGACCAAGAAGGGCUCCACUGUGGUACUUGGUAAUAGUAACCAGCUAUUCCUAAGGUCUGUGAGUCAAGAUGAUGCCGGACAGUACAUUUGCAAGGCCAUUGUACCGCAAAUCGGAGUUGGAGAACGGGAGAUCACUCUCACUGUCAAUGGUCCUCCAAUCAUUUCCAGCGAGCCCAUCCAGUAUGCAGUGAGAGGGGAAAGAGGACAGAUAAAGUGCUACAUCGCCAGUACCCCUCCCCCAGAUAAAAUUGUGUGGGCGUGGAAUGAGGACGAGUGGGAGAAGGAAAGGUACAGGGUGGAGCAGACCACCUUACCAGAUGGGGGGGUACUCUCCACUCUCUCCAUCGCUAGCGUCAUGGACUCAGACUUCCACUCUCCUUACAACUGCACGGCCUGGAACAGCUUUGGACCUGGCUCCAUGAUCAUCACCCUGCAGGAGAACGAGAAAGUACCGGUAGGGAUAAUAGCCGGUGGUACUGUGGGAACCUGCAUCCUGGUUCUGCUCUGUCUGCUGGCCCUGGCCCUGUAUCUCUGCCGCCAACACAAAGGCAGUCGCGGAGUGGUGAUUCUGGGGAAGCCGGAUAUCAGAGUGGAAACUAUCAACAAGGAAACUCCCAGUCUAGAGGAAGACUCUUCAGGUUUAUCCACAGCGUCACGCAUGGUCAAGGCUAUGUAUUCAUUUUUGCCAUCAGUCUCCCUCUCUCCCUCUGAUCAGUCUUUUAAGGAUGACAUUGACCUCAAGAAAGAGCUACGCAGUGACACACUUGAUACUUGUGGAGAAUAUGAGCUUAAGGACCCGACAAAUGGGUACUACAAUGUACGAGCCAACCCCCAUGAAGAGCCGCAGGCCUCCUCGUGCUCCAUGAUGUAUCCGGAAUACCGGCCUGCCAACACUGCUAGCGGGGCUGUGGCAGCCAGCGGGGGGGAGAGCGCGGCCGGAGGGGCCACUGGAGGAGCAAGGGCUGGCUGCUAUGACCCUCGACCCCCGUCCAGAUUGUCCCACACAAACUAUGCCCAGUUCAGCACCUUCACAAGGGCAGGCCAGUCUCAGCCAGCUCCAUCCAACCCAGUCCCUCCGAUGGGUGAGUUCUCCAGGGACUGCAACCUCCUGGAGCCCUCCACGCAGCUAUCCUACGAUAGCUACAGCUACCCGGCCCAGUACCCAUACCGCCUGGGCUUCACCCCCCUGGAGGGAGGGCCCUCCUACGAGAUGUACGGGGCACAGGCAGCAGCAGGGCCAGCAGCGGGUCUGGGGACAGAGACUGGAUUCGGGAAGUUUGGCAGCUCCAGCCGGUUCUCCUACACCUCACAACAUUCAGACUAUAAACACAGGCACAACCAGAGGAUGCAGACCCACGUGUGAAGGGAAGCAAGCCAAGGGAAGCUCAUGCUGUACCCCUUCACUUCACUCCUUCACUGGUUCUUUGUGUUGUGCGUCGAUUCCCCAUCUCUAAUUCGUAGGAACCACACUUAGAAAGAAACGAGCAAAAUUUUGUUAAUGAAUUUGGCAUAUAAGAACAAGUGGCACAUAGUUAUUGUUACACACAUAAUUGUCAGUGGGAAUGACAGAUAAUAGCAGAUCAUAAUUAUGAUGGGGAGGUAUGAGAGUACACGUCUUUGUUCUCUUCUAUGUUGGGUUCUUUGUAAGGAGAACACCUGAAAGCUGUUUGGAAAGGUAGCAAUUUUUAAUUCUUAAAAUCACAAGCUGUUUGCAAGAACUAAAUCUGACAGCUGUGUCUAUGCUUUAUAACCGCAAGCUUCUUCUAAAGUCUAAACUGAAUAGCCAUUAUUAGACAGGUACAACCAGCCGCUGCUUGUAUGGGCUGCAUACGACAAAGCCGUCGUGCAGGAAAUAAGUACAGAAAACUAUUAUGAAUUACAAAAGAUUCGUCAGUCUUGGGAUUGAUUUGUGUGAAGGACUAGGGUAUCCUGCCUUUUUUCUCGGUCAGCUCAUCUCUACCCCUCUUCCCCUCUCUCUCUAUCAUGUCUUUACUCCAUUUAUUCAUUUCAACUCUUCCCCAUUUUCUCCUUGACCUUUCUGCUUAUGAGCUUGGAAUAGUUCUGCUACUGGGUUUUGCACACAUGUGCAGAUAGGAGUUAGGCAAUAUAACAAAUAGUUUAAACCGGAGAAAGGGAGGCGGUCUUUGGGAUAGAUAGUAAGGUUUUUUAGGAGGCAAAGAAAGCUAUUUAUCAUACUUUAUCAUUCAUCUUAAUAUAAACACAUGCUCUGUCCCAUAAACAUUUGUGGUGCUUAAGAGGCCAAACACUCAUUAUUUCUAGUCUCUAUUUAUGUGGAGUUGGAGAUCCAGAAUGUGUUUUUUUAACCAAAACUUGUCUGUAAUAUUCUCAUUACUGUUCUGUUCUUUGUUGUUGUUCUCGUUGUUGACACAGUUGCACUCUAUUUUGAAGUCCUUAUUGUUUAGAAAAAUGUGUUCCGAAUGUGUUUAUAAUUUUUCACUUCAGUUGUUUUUCAUAGCCAUGAACUUUAUUGAAUUUUUUCUAAUGUCUUAUGGUAUGUGAUUAUUUUUUCACAGUAUUAUAUAAAUAAAAUCCACAUCUUUCAUAAAAGUUUUUUCCCUGUUAAA